CAGUGGAUAGAGGAAGUGAAGUAAGUUAUGUACAUACAGCCCAUGUUACAUACUCUGUACAGUAGUUGGCAGUAUGCAUCUGAAAGUCAUGGUUGCAACCCGCCAUUAAUCCAAAAGAAGAAGACGAGGAAGAGCGGGAAGAAGAAGAAGAAGAAAAGGGCGGAAAUUAGAAGGAAAAAGGAAAACAUUAGUUCGGUAAAAGACGACGUCAAAAUGUUGAAAGAUUUGGUAAAGGAGCGAUUGAUGGCGGCAGCUGAUGAAAUUUUCGAACUGUUUGAAAGAACGAUAGCGUCAUACGAGGAGGAACUUUGUCGAACCAGAGCGGAGAAGGAGCGACAUCGACGACAACUGGAAGCUGUUUGCAAGACACCAUCUGUGCUACGCAUUGAAGACGUCCAGAAGGUGAUUUGUCGUCAAGAAGAACGUCCUACUCCACUUUGCUCUACUUUGAAGCAGGAGGAUCCACACAACCCCGACGUUAAAGAGGAAGAGGAGGAACUCUGGGUCACUCAGGAGGGAGAAUGUCUUUUAGAGCAGGAGGAGACUGCUCUCACCGAGUUGGCAGGUAUUUCAGUGAAGACUGAAGACCAUGAAGGGCCUUCAAGCAGCAGCUCACCACAACACAUGACAACAGAAUCUGAUGAAGACCACUGUGGAGGAUCACAAGCAGACAACCUCUUACCUCCACUGUCAGACAGUGACGACACAGCAUCACACUCUCAUGAGGCUGAAGACAGAGACGACACCCAAGGACCUUUGAACAGCGUUGCUGACUGUGAAGGUGAUUCGAGGACUCAAACUGACAAAAAACACUCUGAAUGUUCUAAAAAGAAGGCGGGUAAAAAAUGCUUGACUUGCCCAGUUUGUUGGGAAAACAUUUCCAAUAAGAGCGAUUUGACUCGACACAUGCGGUCACACACUGGCGAACAACCUUUUAGUUGUUCAGUUUGUCAUCAAAGAUUCUCUCACAAGUCAAAUAUCAGAACGCACAUGCGGACACACACAGGAGAAAAACCUUUUGGUUGUUCAGUUUGCGGUAGAAGAUUCUCUCAAAAGUCAAAUAUGAUGAUACACAUGAGAACGCACACAGGAGAAAAACCUUUCAGUUGUUCAGUUUGCGGUCGAAGAUUCUCGGAAAAGUCGAGUAUAGUUUCACACAUGAGAACACACACCGGAGAAAAACCCUGUAUUUGUUCGAUUUGUGGCAGAAGAUUCUCGGAAAAGACCAACAUGAUUUCACACAUGAGAACACACACCGGAGAAAAACCUUACGUUUGUUUGGUUUGCGAUAAGAGAUUCACUAAUAAGGUAACUAUGGUAAAACACAUGAACAUACAUGAAAGAGAUAAACCUGUUGAUUGCUGAUUUGAUUGUGGUGAAAAUUUUGUGGAAAAAAAAAAAUAUAGGUGGUCCACAGGUUAUGUUGUUUCAUGGUAAUGCACCAUCUCCCGUGAAUUCAUUAAAAACACUGGACUCACUGGAGAAUUAUUUAGGGUGCGCUGUGGAAUACCACACGAUAUGCUCAGUAUUGGCCGCACUUGUUUCAGUGGCUUGACUGUCGCGACCAUCAUUGAGGAUAAAGAUGGUAUUGUAACGUCUACUCGGAUGUUGUAAGGAUGAUGAUGAUAAUGAGGUGGUCGAUAAAUAAUCUCUUCAUUUCACAAACAAAACCGUCUACUGUCCACGCAGCCAUCCUUCUCCUCCCCACCCACAUGCACACAGUCAGGCCUCAGCCUGUCAUGUUCACAGACACUCGGAAAUCACAAAACUCAGAACACAUAACUGCCAGGGUGCUGAUCCUGUGAAAGUGACAAUAAAAAGUGUAAGCAGCAGUGCGGUGGUCUUAUUAUUGAGAUUAUUUUUUUUAUUUUUUAUUACUGUUUACUUUCACUCAUUACUGUAUUUUAUGUCCUUCAUGUGUUCUAUGUACAGUGUGAGUGACUUAGGAGUUCAUUUAGACUUACACCCUAACGCGACCUACAUCACAGUCUAGGAACGGAACUCGUACGUAUACCCGAGGACCACCUGGACAGUAUAAGAUACACACGUACAGUAUGUACAUAUGUAUAUACCGUAACUGAAUUAUGGAUAUUGUGGGACUGUCUUGGUUGAGGAUUGCGUGGAAGUGAGGAACAGUACCUCUGGACUGGCAGGCCGGGUGAUGGUCUCCCAUUUUAAGAAUGGUGACUGGAGGGUGUGUUGCAACUACAGAGCGGUCACACUCCUCAGCCGCCCUGGGAAAGUCUAUUCCAGUUUCUGCAGAGAAGGGUACGACUGUUAGUCGAACCUCUGCUACAUACAUUUGCAGUACUAAACACAAAAACUGUCAUUUUCAAGUAAGGAGUACAUGUACCAUGGACAUUUGUAACAUACUGUAUAUUUAACAUUGCACAUCUUUGACAUUCAUUAGUGGUAUUUUAGAAAAACAACCCAUAAAACAUGGGUUCUGUGGUAUAUUCUCCAUCUUGGAUAGGAGAAGCGGUAUAGAAAAUGGAUGGAUGGAUUUCACUUUGGCUUCUUAGGUGAACCAGGAGUGUCUAAAGUGCAGCCUGGGGGUCAUUUGUGUCUUGCAGCUUAUUUUUUUACUGGGCCAUGGCAUAUUCUGAUAUCGGAAAUAAACUCUAAAUGAGGAAAAAUGCGGACUGUAAUGAGACAAGGUUAAUAAUACGCUUGGGUGACCUCAGUAUUGGGUUGAUACUAGCCUGAUGUGAUUGAUAUUUUUCGGUUCUCUCAUGUUUAUUUUCACUGCUGUGUUUUCUUGUUUUGUGUUGUUCGUAUGUUAUAUUUUGUCAAAGGGUUUGAAUGAGAGCCAAUAGUGUAGUAGUCGUUUAGUUGAACAGUAUGAACAGUUUGUCACAUGUGUAGGCCCACUUUGAAAUA
Molecule: messenger RNA, 2880 nt
Organism: Dunckerocampus dactyliophorus (ringed pipefish)
Lineage: Eukaryota; Metazoa; Chordata; Actinopteri; Syngnathiformes; Syngnathidae
Product: gastrula zinc finger protein XlCGF57.1-like
Exons: 2
Coding region: 28-1365 (445 amino acids)
Biological process (GO): regulation of transcription by RNA polymerase II
Cellular component (GO): nucleus
Molecular function (GO): RNA polymerase II cis-regulatory region sequence-specific DNA binding; DNA-binding transcription activator activity, RNA polymerase II-specific
Source: RefSeq, a predicted model, not a curated record